Messenger RNA from Limulus polyphemus (Atlantic horseshoe crab), 381 nucleotides. RefSeq names its product amyloid protein-binding protein 2-like. The record is from RefSeq and is a predicted model, not a curated record. NCBI's taxonomy places the organism in Eukaryota, Metazoa, Arthropoda, Merostomata, Xiphosura, Limulidae. Gene Ontology annotation, biological process: intracellular protein transport. The coding region runs from base 1 to 381 and encodes 126 amino acids. The transcript is spliced from 3 exons.
AUGAUGCAAAACACUGGGUUAUGGCCUUGGCUGCUUGCCUUAGGUAAGGUUAAUGAUGAUGCAAAACACUGGGUUAUGGCCUUGGCUGCUUGCCAUAGACAUCUGCUCCACCAUUGUUUCCAAGCCUUAAUGGACCAUGGAGCUCGAACAGCUUUCCAACUAACUAAGGCUUACUGCCAGCGUUGUUCAGUGAUAUCCACUUCUUCAGAGGAUCGGAGGUUGAGCACUAUCAAAUUGGGUCUUUCGUUAGGAGGAUUCCUCAGUGAUGCAGGCUGGUUUCCUGAAAGUGAAAAAGUGAUUGUUUCUUGUCUAAAACUGUGUGAAGAAAAAGAUGAUGCAAAACACUGGGUUAUGGCCUUGGCUGCUUGCCUUGUGUUUUAA